AGAGUUCACGUGAGACCGGAUUUUACCGUGAAUUGAGUUCACUCCUUUAUUGUCUGCUUUCCUACUUUUCUAUCAGAAAGCCAUCGCAAAGCCGUCGUUGCUGUGUACUCAACUACACGAACAUGAAGCUUCAGGAGAUUUUGUGCACUUACCUUGUGGCUUUAUUGAGCUGUGUAAGAUCUUAUCCUAGUGGGGCUCCACCAGAUCAAGCAUGCAAGACCAUGUACCCUCAGCAUAGCAGAAAAAACGUUAUUGAUAGUCCAAGUCCAUAUAAAGUUGUUGUGAACGUCUCAAAGAAUGAGUACUUUGCUGGACGGACGUACAACUUGACGAUAUCAAAGGUGUACAAUAACUCACCAGAUUUUAAAGGAUUCUUUUGUCAGAUUCGACCAGUGAUGGGAAUUGAUGCUAUUGGUGACUUUGCUUUGCCAGCCUCUAUUAAGGAUAAAGCAAAAGUAUUCGGGUGCAGCACUUCAGAAGACACGGACAAUUUUGAGGCCAAUGCAGUGACCCACAAGAAUAAUAACAGCGUGUCAAGUGUGACUGUUUAUUGGAAAGCUCCUAAACCCGGAUUGGGAAAGAAUGUUGAGCUACAUGCACUGUGUACGGUUGUUCAGUCACAAAUUGUGUACUGGGAACAAGUACAGUCCGCAGAAAGAUUCAAGGAACACGAGCUACUCGGAAGUGCUCCAGGCUCAGACCUUCCUCCAAGAGCUAGUGCAACCUUCACAUCACUUCAUGUUUUGUUGGUUACACUGGUUGUGCUAAUACACGGAGGCUUAAACUACGUAAUGAAUUAAGUGCAUGCAUAGAUACCACAUAGAGCACUGGAAGGUUGUAUCCUUUCGAGUACAUCGUGUGCACUAGAGUAGAUUUUCUAGAGUUUAACUGCUACGUUUGUAUGGACGUUAGACGUAUCUUGAUUGUUGUUGAGGUUCGAACUUGUAGUUGAUAGUGAAUAUUGAUAUCAACGUGUUAUAUAGACAUACUGCUUGUAUCAUACUCAUGAGACUGGAUUCUUAGACUUAUGUGAACUCAAUAAACAGGGAGUGUAGAA
Molecule: messenger RNA, 1057 nt
Organism: Corticium candelabrum
Lineage: Eukaryota; Metazoa; Porifera; Homoscleromorpha; Homosclerophorida; Plakinidae
Product: reelin domain-containing protein 1-like
Exons: 5
Coding region: 123-800 (225 amino acids)
Cellular component (GO): membrane
Source: RefSeq, a predicted model, not a curated record